Molecule: messenger RNA, 1016 nt
Organism: Pyricularia oryzae 70-15
Lineage: Eukaryota; Fungi; Ascomycota; Sordariomycetes; Magnaporthales; Pyriculariaceae
Exons: 2
Coding region: 230-874 (214 amino acids)
Source: RefSeq, a predicted model, not a curated record
CAAGACCAAGGUCACAAAGGGGGUGCUGUUUUGCCCAAAUAGACAAAAGACCAACACAUGGUGAAAAUAUAGGUAGCCACAAAAGAAAAGAUGUUUAGGGAAGGCCUGAUAAAGCGGUCAUUGUGAAUGUGCAACUGACUCUGACUUUAGGCGCUUGUAGGUUUUCCUCGUCGACAUUUAAGUCGUAUCUACUCCCCUUGGCCAUUUUGCGUUUGGAGAUGAGUACUUCAUGAUCAUCGACAAGGAGCCUGGCGGCCAGCAGUGGAGCAAGCGUCCAUGGCGAAACUUGACUGCCGGGGACGUCCCACUGGGCUCCGUCAUCACCAACCCAAAGAGGCCCGAGGAAGCCGUCGCCCAGCUCAGGUUAAGCCCGGCCCGGGAUGUGCAAUCGGUCAAAUACAAGCAGUUCGCCGCCGCAGGCCUCGGCACGGGAUACGGCGACCUGCUUCAGGAAAUGCCCGAGAGGCGCCGCGACGGCUUUCACCGGACGACGAUGCAAUUCGUCACCGGCGCGACCACCUUCUCCAGGCUGCAGAGCUACAGUGCGGAUGAGCUGGUGCGGCAGCAGGCCGCCAGGGUAACGAUGGCGGCCGGCGUACACCUGUUCCUCGUGACGGGAACCAUGGUUGCCGAGGGCGAGUGUACAUUCACAACGUCGCUGGACGGGAACGAUCGCAGCGAAACGCAUACACAAGCGCGAGUUGAUAAACCGGGCUUUGGACCACGGCUGCUCGGGCUGAAGUUGGUCGAGGUCUGGCAAAAGAGCCCCACGUCUGGCGAAGUCUGCAGCAAACCGUACCAACCAACUUCUGGUUACACCUAUGCCUACGAGGAGGAUAGGGUUGAAGGUGUAUACACGGUUCUCGACGGGUGAUAUGGGAGCGUGAGUGUGUAAUUCUUGGACAUUAUCUGCAAUGCAUAGCGAAAGGGGAUCGGCAUAGACAUCCAAAUAAAGACUGCAUAAACCCUAUGUACAGUACUUGCCAUCAAUCAUAACAACCGCGGCGAUCAUGUCA